This is a messenger RNA of Nerophis lumbriciformis (worm pipefish), 1203 nucleotides long. NCBI's taxonomy places the organism in Eukaryota, Metazoa, Chordata, Actinopteri, Syngnathiformes, Syngnathidae. The record is from RefSeq and is a predicted model, not a curated record.
AUGGGACUCGGUCACUCGUCGCGUUGUUUGCUGCUACGGCGGAAGAUGGCGGAGGCGGACGGCUGCGAGAGGCACCAUGCUGUCACCUCCCACUUCUCCCAAUCUGCCCAUCCGCCUUCGGCGGCCAAACCAGUGCCUGCCGCCCACCACCAGCACGCACCCCGCGACCCCCAGGUGUUUCGCGCCGCUCGAAGCAGGGGCGCCACGUCUGUCAGCCCCGAGGAGAUGACGUCGCGCGACUAUUACUUUGACUCCUACGCCCACUUUGGCAUCCAUGAGGAGAUGCUGAAGGACGAGGUGCGCACGCUAACGUACCGCAACGCCAUGUAUCAUAACAAGCACGUCUUCAAGGACAAGGUGGUGCUGGACGUUGGCAGCGGGACGGGAAUCUUGUCCAUGUUCGCCGCAAAUGCUGGUGCCAAACACGUCUAUGGGAUUGAAUGUUCCAGUAUAUCGGAAUUUUCCGAGAAGAUCAUCAAAUCCAACCAUCUGCACAACGUCGUCACUAUUUUCCAAGGCAAAGUGGAGGAGGUGGAGCUUCCCGUGGAGGAGGUGGACAUCAUCAUCUCUGAGUGGAUGGGCUACUGCCUCUUCUAUGAGUCCAUGCUCAACACUGUCAUCUUUGCUAGGGACAAGUGGCUGAAACCGGGUGGUCUUAUGUUCCCUGACCGAGCUUCCCUCUAUGUGGUUGCCAUUGAAGACCGGCAAUACAAGGACUUCAAGAUACACUGGUGGGAGAACGUGUACGGCUUCGACAUGAGCUGCAUUCGCAACGUGGCCAUCAAGGAGCCUUUGGUGGACGUGGUAGACCCUAAGCAGGUGGUCACCAACGCUUGUCUGCUAAAGGAAGUGGACAUCUACACGGUAAAGCCGGACGACCUGACCUUCACGUCGGCGUUCUGCUUGCAAGUGCAGCGCAACGACUACGUGCACGCGUUAGUCACCUACUUCAGCGUCGAGUUUAGCAAGUGUCACAAGAAGACGGGAUUCUCCACCGCGCCGGACGCGGCUAGCACGCACUGGAAGCAGACAGUCUUCUACUUGGAGGACUACUUGACGGUGAAGAAAGGCGAAGAGAUCUUCGGCAGCAUCGCCGUCAGGCCCAAUGAGAGAAAUGUGCGUGACCUGGAGUUCACCUUGGAACUGGACUUUAAAGGCCAGCUGUGCGAUGCCGCCAUCUCCCACGACUAUAAGAUGCGUUAG